This is a messenger RNA of Dictyostelium purpureum, 849 nucleotides long. RefSeq lists its product as uncharacterized. The transcript is spliced from 2 exons. Bases 1 to 849 code for a protein of 282 amino acids. The record is from RefSeq and is a predicted model, not a curated record. Gene Ontology annotation, cellular component: post-mRNA release spliceosomal complex; catalytic step 2 spliceosome; Prp19 complex. NCBI's taxonomy places the organism in Eukaryota, Evosea, Eumycetozoa, Dictyosteliales, Dictyosteliaceae.
AUGUCCGAAGAAGAAAUAAAAAACCAAUCAAUUGAUUCUUUAAAAGAAGAAAUAGAUUUACACGAUAAUAAAAAUAAAAAAUAUAUUCCAAAAGAAUCAUAUAAUGCGGUAUCAUUCGAUUAUUCGAAAGAGGACGAAAAAGCGAAAAAUGCACAUCUACCAAAGAAAUUCACCAAAGAAAAUAAUAUAGAUAAUCAUUAUAUAGAUCCAACCGAAAAUCUAACACCUCAACAAAAAAAAAUUUAUGAAUUAAGAAAGAAAUUAGAAAACUCAAAAAACUCAAUAUAUAAAACAGUUGUAGAUGAACAUAAAAGAAUUCACCAAGGUGCACAGGAUGAAAUUGAUGAAAAAAGAAAAAUAUAUAAAGAAAAGGUUAAACAAGAAGAGGAAGAAAUGAAAAAGCAAGGUUUAGAUCCAGAAAAAGAAAAAUUAAGAAAUAUAGUUGCAGAUGAUAUUAAAACUAAAAAGAAAACAGGAAAAAAAUACGAUAAAGAUAGUUACACAGACGAACAUGUUUAUAAAUCAUAUAAGAAAAGAGUUAAAGAGAUGGAAUCAUUUCACAAUUCUGAACACUUUAAACCAGUGGUAUCUGAUAGUUCCGAAUCUCUAGAAACUGUAGAAUAUGGUAAAUCAUCAGUUGUCCCCCGUGGAAAUAUAAAUGCAAUGAAACAAGAGUUAUUAAAGAAUCAAGAACAAAGAAACAGCUUCAAAAGAAAGGGUAUUAAUGAUGAAGAAGAUGUCAACUAUGUAAAUGAAAGUAACAGAAUCUACAACAAGAAAGUUUCACGUGCCUAUGACAAAUAUACUUUAGAAACAAGACAAAAUUUAGAAAGAGGUACUGCUCUUUAA